UUACAAUUUUUUUUAAAUUGAAAUCGUUGGAGUUGCAAAUAAUAAUAAUAAUAACUCACAUUCCCAAACUUUGCCCGGUUUUCCGUUACUCAGAUCAUCGAGUCUCCAACAAACAACACGACAUGAGCAGAGAGUAAUAACAAAAUUACCAAAACACCCCUUUAAGGUCUGUUGGUAUAUUAGAGCUCUGCUUCUUCUUCUUCCAUCUUCCCCAAGAGGACUUCUGAUUUUGGGUUGUUGACUGGAGCCGAGACAAAAACUACCAUCUGGUAGCUACUAUAGAGAAAUCGAAUUCAAAAUGUGGGUCCGAAGAAUUUCGCACUGAAUAUAUAAAUAUACACGUAUAAAAGGGCUUCGCCGCUUCGCCCCGAAAUGGGCUUGUUCUGAAAUUUCUAUUUUGGUCUUCGCUAUUUCGUGAUCGAAUUCGAUAUGAGUGUUUCGAGAAAAUGGAAGUUUGAUUUGGGUUUCGUAGACGGGAAUUUUUUUUUUAAGGUGAUGGUCAUAUUAUACGUGAUGAUUCAAGACUGAAAGGUCUUUUCUUUUCCUUCUUCGUUUCCACUAUUUUCUUUUUGGCCAUUUUCAAUUUUAGAGAUUGUAUAUUUAUUCGAAAUGGGUGAUAUGUGAUCGAACUGAGUAGAAAUCUUUAGUGGGAAUUUUCUUUUGUUAGAGAAAAGGAUUGAAAUUCUGUGAAUAGAAACAUUGCAUGUGUGUUUUUUGGUUUGGUCGAUAUAGUAGUUUUCUGCCAAAAUGUCCGGUGGAACGCCGGUUGCCGGCGGACUUAUGAGACAUAGGCAUAGCCAGGGUUAUGCGUCUAGUGGUGAUGAUCUUGAGGAUGAUGCGUGCUCUAGGAUGCGAUAUUCAAUGGAGCCAACUCCAAGAAUUUGGUCACGAAUGGAGAUUUUGGAGAACAUCCUUUGGCUUAUUUCAGCAGCCUUUAUUGUCUACUAUGGUGAUAGGCAUUCCAACUUGAUAUACCUUCUCUGGCAUGAUGGUCGAAUCAGAAGAAUGCCUUUAUACAUUGGGAUGGUGGGGGUUGUUUUGAAUUUUAUCAUCUUUUGUUAUACAACUAUACUAGCAUGGAGUGCUAAGAGAUUUGAUGAAAAGUGGGAAAUAACGAGUACAUCGGCUCUGCCAUUUGUCACUCUUCUUGGAAUGAUCUCGUAUUUCUUGUUCACCUUUGCUUUGUGGCCAAUAUGGGGUUUCUUAACACUUCCUCUUUUGUUCACGUUGUUUAUGGCAUACAUGAUUACUUUACCUUACUUCAUAAUUGGGACAUUUAGGCCACAAGACGACGAGUUCCGUACAGAUUAAAUUUACUCGAGCUCAAGAUAGAUUUUAGGAACAUGGACAGAUUUUAUGAUGAUAAAUCUGCUAUAAAUUCUUUAUUUCGUGAAGCUUCUGGUUCUGAUGCCAAAUUUCCAAGACGAUGACCACCGGCAACAAGUUGAUUGUCUUUUAAUCAAUCAUCCUUGAUUUUUACAUGUCAUCCUUAAUUUGAUAGUAGCCUGAUGACAUUGUUGGGGUUUCAACCUAACUUGUACUGAAACGGUUGGCAUAUGAUUCUGUAUCAGUCUGGGAUAAUCAGAAAAUUACAGUUGUGUUGAUCAAAGAAAAUUUCCCUUUAUACAGCAUCUUCUGUCAUCUGAAGAUCUUAUUUCUGUAGUGUGAAUGGAUAUUGAUAUUGUGUUUCGGUUUCAUGUGUUUAGUGAUACAAUUAUAAAAGAAAAAAAAAAGAUCACUUGUUCCAA
Molecule: messenger RNA, 1748 nt
Organism: Cannabis sativa
Lineage: Eukaryota; Viridiplantae; Streptophyta; Magnoliopsida; Rosales; Cannabaceae
Exons: 4
Coding region: 748-1311 (187 amino acids)
Source: RefSeq, a predicted model, not a curated record